This is a messenger RNA of Closterium sp. Naga37s-1, 873 nucleotides long. The record is from the annotation of a GenBank genome assembly. Lineage: Eukaryota; Viridiplantae; Streptophyta; Zygnematophyceae; Desmidiales; Closteriaceae.
AUGGUGCUCGGGCAGCUGCAGGCGAAAUAUCAGGAGAUCGAGGGGCGCGCCAAGGCGUGGGUUGCGCGCCAGCCGCCGCCCGUGGAGGUGGCGGUCGUGGCGGCGGCGAGCGCGCUGCAGGGCGGCGCAAUCGGCGCGAUGAUGGGCAGCCUGACAUCGGAGGCGGCCGGCAGCAUGCCGUCGCCGGCCACCAUGCCGGGAAUGACGCCGGAGGCCGCGGCGUCGAUGAAGCAAAUGCAGGCGCUCACAGGCGGCCCGUGGACGCAGGCGCGAAACUUCGCGGUGAUGACGGGCGUGAACGCGGGCAUCACGGCCGCCAUGAAGCGCGCCCGCGGCGGCGUCGAGGACCUGCAGACAAGUGCGGUAGCGGCAUUUGGGUCGGGGGUGGCGUUCUCGGUGGUGAGCGGGGUGGGCGGGCCGGCAGGCAAUUCGGUGCUGAAUGCCCUUUCCACGGGUGUCGGAUUUGCCAUCUUCCAGGGGGCCUUCUUCCAGCUGGGCAAGGCGUUUCAAGGCGAGGGCGAUGCAACGCCGUCAGAGUAUGUGGAGUCAAAGGCAAUGCUGCAGGAGCUGGGGCUGGGCAAGUACGAGAAGAACUUCAAGAAGGGGCUCCUCACUGACCGCACGCUGCCUCUGCUCAAUGACAGUGCACUGCAGGAGGUGAAGAUCCCUCCCGGCCCUCGCUUGAUCAUCCUAAACCACAUUCAAAGAGCGCAAAGGUGCUAUGGGCAAGGGCCCUCGAGUGCCAAGCCCAGCAGCAGCAGUGGGGCCAUCGGCAUAGGCCACCUGGGGGGUCACCUGGGGGGCAGCAGCAGCAGCAGCAGCAGCAGCAGCAGCACCGGUGGUGAAAGCGGAGCAAUGGUGGCGUCAUUCUAA